UCUUGUUGUCAGAACUAGUAGAAAAAAAGAGAAGUGCUAUUUCGUCCGAGACGAGAGAAACUACGAGUUCAAUUGCUUUUUUGUGUUUGCUAACAAUUUGCCAGUGGCUUGUGCGCCACACAUUUAGAAAUUGCAAUUGUACAUCACUGAUGUGCUGCGGUGAAGGUGAAGAUCGAGUUGCAUAUUUUCGUUUGUUUCUCCUUCGCCCAUUAGCCAUCUCGCGCUUCCGUUGAUGGAACGUGUCUGGACGACGUGGAAUUGUACAUUCUGUGCCGCUGGUUACGUGUGACGGAGAGAUUACGAAGGCCAACAGUGAAUUGUUGUGUAGCGAAAUUUAUUUAGUUAUUUAUUAUUAGUAGUGCCUGGCGGUCGUGUAUUUCACAUUUCUUCAAAACGGUACGGCCAAAUUUGUUCUGUUGGCUAUCUGUUCGACGCGCCCAUAGCCUUGUGAAUGUGUAUAUGUUUGUGUGUGCGUGUGUGGGUAAGAGAGAGCAUUUCGUGAAAGGUCUCGUGCAUCGCUGUUUGGCGUAACCGUACAACAUUCCUGUUGCCGAUAAUAUCGGUCCGACUGUGCUUAGUGUGCUUUGCGAAGGAAAACCGGGAGGGCAGAAAAGCUAAACACCAAGAAAACCGUCAACCCCGCACCACGCACGACGCAUCAACUCGUCACUGCAGAGACAGCAACAUUCCAGUACAUAAAGCGACAUUAAAACCCACACAAAAUGGAUAAAUUUAUCAGCAUGUGGAAAGUGCGAGAACUCGCCGAUAAAGUAACGAACGUUGUGAUGAACUACACAGAAAUAGAGGGCAAGGUGCGGGAAGCAACAAACGAUGAACCGUGGGGUCCAACAGGACCAUUGAUGCAAGAACUCGCUCACGCUACCUUUACGUACGAGCACUUCCCGGAGGUAAUGUCAAUGCUGUGGAAACGAAUGCUGCAGGACAACAAAACUAACUGGCGUCGAACGUAUAAAAGCUUGCUGCUGCUGAACUAUCUCGUACGCAAUGGAUCGGAACGAGUCGUUACCUCGUCCCGAGAACACAUAUACGAUCUGCGUUCGCUAGAAAACUACACCUUCGUCGAUGAAAAUGGCAAGGAUCAAGGGAUUAAUGUACGGCACAAGGUGCGAGAGUUGAUAGACUUCAUUCAAGAUGACGAUCGAUUGCGAGAAGAGCGCAAGAAGGCUAAAAAAAACAAGGACAAGUACAUCGGGAUGAGCUCGGAAGCGAUGGGUAUGCGUUAUGGAGGCAGCAGCGGUGGUGCAGGCAGUGGUGGCGGUAUGGACUACGGUGGAUAUCGAGAUAGCUACGAUCGACGCAGUGAGGACCGAUAUAACGAAACGAGGGACCAUCACGAAUACGACUACCAGUAUGAAGGUGAACGAGAAGAUUCCGAUGACGAAUCGAACGGACCACACGAUCGUUCAAAUCGGUACCAGGAUCGAGAACCAUCAAAAAGCCCUGCCACGCGGCAGAACUCCAGUUUAUCCACUGGUUCCACGUCUGCUUUCGGAGGUGGUGGAGGUACUGGUGGUAGUGAACGGAAGAUAAAUCUGAACAUUAAACCUACCGGUAGUUCCUCCACUGGGAGUUCAUUGAGAAGCGCACAGAAAACGACAAAGAAAAUUGAUCUCGGGGCCGCUAGCGGGUUUGCUAAAACUGCAGCAACCGCAUCAGCCGCCUCGGCCUCGGCAACGCCGGUCGACCAGUUUGGCAUCAAUUCUCCAACACAUCGCAAUACGCAUGCCGAAGAAAUAGUAGGCACGGGUGGAAAGCAGCAAGACAUAAUAGAUGAUCUAUUUAAAACUUGUCCUACAAAAUCGGCUUCCACCACGGAUGCCCUGAUAGAUGAGGACGACUUCAACCCAAGAGCCACGGAAGACUUUGGAGAUUUUGAAUCGGCCUUUGGUGCUAGUACCGGCAAACCGGUAUUAACCACAACUACGAAGGGAGAUGAUUUUGCCGAUUUCGCAGCAUUCGGAAAAGAGCCCACGCAGCCUGCAGCGGCUGCACCUAGCACGGAAGCGAGCACCGAUCUACUGUUUGGUCUGAGUGUUGGGAACACUAGCACGGGAUCAUCAAACAAUGGUGGAGCACCGAUCGAUAUUCUUUCGGAUUUAAGUGGCCUUUCGCUCGGCUCCAACUCAAACGCAUCCAGCGCCAACGGCAAAUGCAUCGGGUCAACGCGUGAAAAACCGUCGCUUCUGCGUCGAUAUAAUGAACUGCUUGAAUGUAUUAGUAAAUUGCCCCGGCAAUCUGACCAAGGAGAAAGCCGUACUAUUAGUCGAGAUAUAGAGCGUGAAACAGUGAACGAAAAGCUGGCCCUAUUGCUCGAAUGCCUUCCAGGACCGGUACAAUUUACGGAUGCACUGUAUGGAUCGAAGGAGUGGGAACGUUUUGCUGCAGAGGCGUAUCCGAGUUUGUUGGAUGAGGUGAUCCCGUUGAUGGGACAUGUACAGCUACCCUUACUAUAUCGUCUCGUUACACUUGAUGCGAGUAUACAUUUCCCAUGUGAAAUGAUCAACGUGCUCACCAAGCAAUCUGUGCUGCAGAGUUCGUCGUGCGAGCUAGCAUUGAAGUUACUUGUUCGGCUGAUCGAGGAUGAUUCCGUCCUACCGGUAACAUUCAUUCAACUGUCAGUGGAACGUACCGAUGCUAACAUCAGUGAUUACAAUCGAUUUUUGCAACUGCUGUCCGCUAUCCCAAACAAGGUGGCGAAUGAUUUAAAGAGUAAAACUCCCGAUCGACUACUACCAUUGAUGUACAGUAGAAUAUUGCUUCGACAAUUUAUCCGCACUAUCGCUACAUUAAACGAUGCGAUAGUUUACUACGGAAAGGUAGAAGAGCUAACUGCUACGCCAUCGCUCAGGGGCGAUUUUUUAACCGCCCUUUUUAGCAAACUCAUAACCGAUUUCCACCAAGAACGUCGAUCCCCAGCAAUACAAGCUGCAUUGCAUCUCCUUGUCGAUGGAAUUUCCCGGUUGCCGAAUGUGGCCAACUUUAUUAGAACAAUACUUGCUGGAUUGACACCGACUGCUAUAGAAAUUAUCGCGCACAUGGCUCUUAAUAAACGCAUUGAUCUUUCCUCUGUCUUUGCACAAACCGUACCUGCCAGCUGGUCGUACGUUUUACUGCAAAAAAUUCCUCUGUACAAUUACUACACCAACAGUGAGACGAUCAUUUACGAGCUAAUCAACCUGGUCACUAAGUUACCGGUGGUAGAAAAUAAGGAUGGUGAGAAAGGACAAGACAAUGAAUCGCCUCUCCAACGAUUGAUUCAACAACUGUUAGUGGUUUGGUCCAGUCGGGCAGCCAUUCAACGGACAAGCUUUGAACAGCACCUCUACAUAACAAAAUUACUCCUCCUGGCGAUUGGCACAGAGAUUAAGAGUGGUUCAACCUGUUCGAGUUCGUCAGGCGAAACGUACCGGCGGAUGUUGUUCGAUGGGUUAAAGGCUCAUCUGGAGUCUCCAAUAAAGGAGGUUCGCUGUACCGGUAUGAUUACGGUUGAGGUCAUUAUGGGCAUGAUCGAUGACAAGCGCGACGAAUGCAAUACGUCGUCUACAAAUGAAAAUGCCGGAAACAAUCGUUUGCUGUUUGAUUAUGCAGGAUUCGAUACAAAUACUCUUGCGCUGAUAGAAAGUUUAAAGUCUAUCGUCGAAAAAGCGCCUGACUGCGAGAGUACGAAAUUCGAUCAAGUAAGGCAAGAAUACCUUAUUAACUUAGCCAUUAAUGAUUUGAUUGGCAAGAUUGAAGAGAAAAAGGACGAUACAUUGGCCCAGUCAAAUGAACAGAUAAUAACUCCAAAGCCAUCAGCCGAAACCAACGAUGUGAGGACCAAACCAUUAGCAGCAGCGGACAGUGACGAUGACGAACCGGAGGAUAUGCAGUCGCUUGAUUCCGAUGACGAUGAACUCCCCGUUUAUGAUAUGUCCAAUGAUACGAAGCUUGAACAAGAACGCUACCGGCCGAAGUAUUUGCUAGAUAUGCGGGAUGCUCUUCUCCAAACGGAUGCAAACCAAACUCCGGAACAGUUUGAGCUUGCGGUAGACGCUGCUCCCGAACUAAUCGCCCAACAGUUGGCCCACAAUGACGGAAAGCUAGCGAUCGAUCUGAUGCAAAUUUUCCUAUCAUUAGAAGAAAAAACCCAUAUGCCCACGUUCAGCGAGCGAAAGUUUAGCGCUAUGGUUGAAAUAUGCGUUGCGUUUCCCAAGGAAUGUGCUACAUUCCUCUGCGGAGAAUUCCACGCGGAGGUUAGCCGUUACGCUGUGAACUGUCGUAUAUUUAUGCUGGACAUUAUGACGGAGGUAGCCAAAGUGCUCUCUAACAAUCGCAAGACAGAUGAGCCUAGCAAACGUUCGGCAGAAGACAUCAAAUCGCUCGCACAAAGUCGCACGACCAAUGGUGUGGCGAGUACAAAAAAUCAACUCCAUCUGAUGUUUCGCGAUGAAGCGGAACAGCGAGCACGCCGGGCAGAGGCGGAGCGAAUAGUUCGAGAACGCAUCGAGCGCAAAACAAGACGCUCUCGGUCGGCCUUUACGAGAAGUCAGCGUGCAGAGGCGAAGGAAACAAUCAAUCGCUACAGUGAAGUGGCCGGAUGGUUUUUCUUUCCUCUGAUACGCGGAUUCGGAGGCAACAGGUUUGUCUUCACGGCGGGGCUCAAGUUUCCGUACGAUGUGGAAAAUCUGCUGCUCGUUAGCUUCCUACAAGCUCUGUCGGUGCUAAUGGUAUGCGCUGAAAACUGUCCCAUUGCGGGAAAGAUGGCCCGGGAGCUGUUUUCACUAGCGAGCUUGUUACGCUACAGCGAGGAACCGAAGGUGCGGCUGUCGGUGAUGCAACUGUUGGCGGCUAUCUUUCUAGCCAUUCGGUCGGAUCUAUUGCUGGCACAGUUUUACCCGGAGCUGCUGGAGCUGAAGGACUGGCUUGAGGAGUGCACUCAGGGCGAUGUAGUGCGCACGGGUGAAACGAAUGAAGAAUGUCGGCAGCUAGCACGCCACCUGUUGGCCAUGUGUUAUAGCGCGCUGAUUGAUGAAAGUGUAGAGUGUUGAGUGAAGGUGCAAAUGGAGAAAUGAACUUAAU
This is a messenger RNA of Anopheles merus, 5079 nucleotides long. RefSeq lists its product as uncharacterized. The record is from RefSeq and is a predicted model, not a curated record. The transcript is spliced from 4 exons. Lineage: Eukaryota; Metazoa; Arthropoda; Insecta; Diptera; Culicidae. Gene Ontology annotation, molecular function: clathrin binding; phospholipid binding. Gene Ontology annotation, cellular component: plasma membrane; clathrin vesicle coat; endosome. Gene Ontology annotation, biological process: endocytosis. Bases 723 to 5048 code for a protein of 1441 amino acids.